UGGAGCGAGUGAUUAAAAAGAUUAUUAAUGAAAAUACUUUCCUAUUAGAUGUGAUGAAUUUUACGAUCGCUGUACCGGAGCAUGCAAAACUUAACUGCAGAAACAACAUAAUGAUGUCUAUACAUAACCAGCGACGUAUAAGAACAGAAAUAACACAUAUACUAGGUAUAGGUAUAGCGGCACCUAAUGCUCGUAACUUAAAUUUUGGAAACUCAAAUUUACCACAACUCGGAGAAGAGAGAAGACGUCUUACUGGAAAAGCUUUAAAACAAAUAAUUAUCCACGCGUUGGAUGGAACUGACCCUAAUGUUAUUUCACAACAAAUGUGUCGUUUCAUAGGAUUGUGGAUAAGUACGGAAAUCCUAACAUUAUAUAUGACAAAUACUUAUAUUGAUCCUGAUAUUAGUAGUGUUUGCAUUUUAAUGGAUAAAAGCAAUCACACUGUAAAAUACAGAACCUUUAACGGCACAUAUUGGCAAGUAGACGUGAAUAACAUUGAAUUACAAAUAAUAGAACUAAAAGAUCAACUGCUUGUGGAAGAGUUAUCAUGUAUCAUAGUUAGAUAAUAUUUUAG
This is a messenger RNA of Adelges cooleyi (spruce gall adelgid), 574 nucleotides long. RefSeq lists its product as uncharacterized. Bases 54 to 566 code for a protein of 170 amino acids. The record is from RefSeq and is a predicted model, not a curated record. The transcript has 7 exons. NCBI's taxonomy places the organism in Eukaryota, Metazoa, Arthropoda, Insecta, Hemiptera, Adelgidae.